UGCAAUGGGAGGGCUUUACCUCUCCUUGAAGGAUGAAUAAAUAGGUAGCUUUACUGACAAACUGUUCACAGUCAAACUGAAGUGAAAACUGAGACCAAGGUCUUGUUCUACUGGCACUUAUGAGAUCCAGUCCUGGCAACAUGGAGAGGAUAGUCAUCUGCCUGAUGGUCAUCUUUUUGGGGACUGUGGCCCAUAAAUCAAGCUUCCAAGGCCAAGAUCGCCUUUUGAUUAGAAUGCGUCAACUUAUAGAUAUUGUUGAUGAGCUGAAAAAUUAUGUGAAUGACUUGGACCCUGAAUUUCUGCCAGCUCCAGAAGAUGUAAAGAGACACUGUGAGCUGUCAGCUUUUUCAUGUUUUCAGAAGGUUCAACUAAAGUCAGCAAAUACAGGAGACAACGAAAAGAAAAUCAAUGUAUUAACUAAACAGCUGAAGAGGAAACUACCUCCCACAAAUGCAGAGAAAAGACAGAAACACAGACCAACGUGCCCUUCAUGUGAUUCUUAUGAGAAAAAGCCACCCAAAGAAUUCCUAGAAAGAUUGAAAUCACUCAUCCAAAAGAUGAUUCAUCAGCAUCUCUCUAGAACCCAUGGAAUAUGAAGAUUCCUGAGGAU
Molecule: messenger RNA, 610 nt
Organism: Ceratotherium simum simum (southern white rhinoceros)
Lineage: Eukaryota; Metazoa; Chordata; Mammalia; Perissodactyla; Rhinocerotidae
Gene: IL21
Product: interleukin 21
Biological process (GO): positive regulation of natural killer cell mediated cytotoxicity; immune response
Cellular component (GO): extracellular region
Molecular function (GO): cytokine receptor binding
Source: RefSeq, a predicted model, not a curated record